AUGAACAACUUUAUCCUCCUAGAAGAACAGCUCAUCAAGAAAUCCCAACAAAAGAGAAGAACUUCUCCCUCGAACUUUAAAGUCCGCUUCUUUGUUUUAACCAAAACCAGCCUGGCAUACUUUGAGGACCGUCAUGGGAAAAAGCGCACAUUGAAGGGCUCCAUUGAACUCUCCAGAAUCAAAUGUGUUGAGAUUGUGAAAAGUGACAUAAGCAUCCCUUGCCACUAUAAAUAUCCUUUUCAGGUUGUGCAUGACAACUACCUCCUGUAUGUGUUUGCUCCAGACCGCGAGAGCCGGCAGCGCUGGGUGUUGGCCCUUAAAGAAGAAACAAGGAAUAAUAACAGUUUGGUACCCAAGUAUCACCCUAAUUUCUGGAUGGACGGGAGGUGGAGGUGCUGUGCCCAGCUGGAGAAGCUUGCAGUGGGCUGUGCCCAGUACGAUCCAACCAAGAAUGCUUCAAAGAAGCCUCUUCCUCCUACUCCUGAAGACAACAGGGUGAGUGAGCGGUCACUUCACGAACAUGAAGAAACCCUGGUCAUUGCCUUGUAUGACUACCAAGCAAACGAUCCUCAGGAACUGACGCUACAGCGCAACGAGGAGUACUACCUGCUAGACAGCUCUGAGAUUCACUGGUGGAGGGUUCAAGACAAGAACGGGCAUGAAGGAUAUGUACCAAGCAGUUAUCUGGUGGAGAAAUCUGCAAAUAACCUGGAAACCUAUGAGUGGUACAAUAAGAGUAUCAGCCGAGACAAAGCUGAGAAACUUCUUUUGGACACAGGCAAAGAAGGAGCCUUCAUGGUACGAGAUUCCAGGACUCCAGGAACGUACACCUUGUCUGUCUUCACCAAAGCCAUCGUAAGUGAGAACAACCCCUGUAUAAAGCACUAUCACAUCAAAGAAACAAAUGACAACCCCAAGCGAUACUAUGUGGCUGAGAAGUAUGUGUUUGAUUCCAUCCCUCUCCUCAUCAACUAUCACCAGCACAACGGAGGCGGCCUGGUCACUCGGCUUCGCUACCCGGUUUGUUCCUGGAGACAGAAGGCCCCCGUCACAGCAGGGCUGAGAUACGGGAAAUGGGUGAUCCAUCCCUCGGAGCUCACUUUUGUGCAGGAGAUUGGCAGCGGGCAGUUCGGAUUGGUGCAUCUUGGCUACUGGCUCAACAAGGACAAGGUGGCCAUCAAAACCAUUCAGGAAGGAGCUAUGUCAGAAGAGGACUUCAUAGAGGAGGCUGAAGUCAUGAUGAAACUCUCGCACCCCAAACUGGUCCAGCUGUAUGGGGUGUGCCUGGAGCAGGCCCCCAUCUGUCUCGUGUUUGAGUUCAUGGAGCACGGCUGCCUGUCCGAUUACCUGCGCAGCCAGCGGGGGCUCUUCGCUGCGGAGACCCUGCUGGGCAUGUGCCUGGACGUGUGCGAGGGCAUGGCCUACCUGGAGGAGGCGUGUGUCAUCCACAGAGACCUGGCUGCCCGAAAUUGUUUAGUGGGAGAAAACCAAGUCAUCAAGGUGUCGGACUUCGGGAUGACAAGGUUUGUCCUUGAUGAUCAAUACACCAGCUCCACAGGCACCAAGUUCCCGGUGAAGUGGGCAUCCCCGGAAGUCUUCUCCUUCAGUCGCUAUAGUAGCAAGUCGGAUGUGUGGUCCUUUGGUGUGCUGAUGUGGGAAGUCUUCAGUGAAGGCAAAAUCCCAUAUGAAAACCGAAGCAACUCAGAGGUGGUGGAAGACAUCACUACUGGAUUUCGUUUAUACAAGCCCCGGCUGGCCUCCUCGCAUAUCUACCAGAUCAUGAAUCAUUGCUGGAAAGAGAAACCAGAAGACCGGCCGCCUUUCUCCAGACUCUUGAGUCAACUGGGUGAACUUGCAGAAUCAGGACUUUAG
Molecule: messenger RNA, 1872 nt
Organism: Pteronotus mesoamericanus
Lineage: Eukaryota; Metazoa; Chordata; Mammalia; Chiroptera; Mormoopidae
Gene: ITK
Product: IL2 inducible T cell kinase
Exons: 17
Coding region: 1-1872 (623 amino acids)
Biological process (GO): intracellular signal transduction; protein phosphorylation; adaptive immune response
Cellular component (GO): plasma membrane
Molecular function (GO): non-membrane spanning protein tyrosine kinase activity; ATP binding; protein binding
Source: RefSeq, a predicted model, not a curated record